Volvox carteri f. nagariensis is the source of this 4590-nucleotide messenger RNA. RefSeq lists its product as uncharacterized. The transcript is spliced from 16 exons. Gene Ontology annotation, biological process: protein phosphorylation. Gene Ontology annotation, cellular component: cytosol. The record is from RefSeq and is a predicted model, not a curated record. NCBI's taxonomy places the organism in Eukaryota, Viridiplantae, Chlorophyta, Chlorophyceae, Chlamydomonadales, Volvocaceae. Gene Ontology annotation, molecular function: ATP binding; eukaryotic translation initiation factor 2alpha kinase activity. Bases 1 to 4590 code for a protein of 1529 amino acids.
AUGGGACAGACGCUGCGACAGCUGGUGGACAGCAUGCCCUGGUCCAGUACCAACCUCUUCAGCAUGGCGAGAUCAACUCCAGUACCCGCGGGAUGUCGCGCCACCAGGGAAACCAGCAAGGUUAUAAAUGUACAGCGCCAGGCGGCUAGGGACGGCGGCCGUCGUCCAUGGGGUAGGAUAUCUGAGGACAGCGAAAACUCGGAGGAAGAUGGUUCAGGAGGAAGCAGUUCAGGCGGCCGCCGCCAUAGCAGCAGCGGGGGGGCCCACCACGGCGGCAGCGUCGGCGAGCCGGCCCUCCAUGCCAUCCAUGCCAUCCAGCUUGCCCUGUCCACCCUGGGGGGUGUACCCGGCCAUUUAGCCGGGUUGGCGGAGGGGCGCUGCUCCGCGGCGGCCUUUGCGCUCUCCGUGGCGAUGGCAUCCGCACGGGAGGGGGGCCUGUCGCCCCAGCUGCUGCGAGUCGUAUCGCCGUACAGGGCCAGUUUGGAGCAGCUGCGGCCGCUGGGAAAGGGCGGCUUCGGCAGCGUGGUGGCUGUGCGCAGCCGUUUGGAUCACCGUGUGAUGGCGCUCAAGACCGUGGCGUUCCGCUCCGACCUGCCCCCCUGGGCCCCCCAGGAGCAGCUGGAGAUGCGGCACGUCAAGCUGCUCAGAGAGGUUCAGGCGUUGGCGGGCCUGGACGGCAGCCCGCACGUGGUCCGCUACUACAACGCAUGGAUCGAGCCGGCCUGGGAGAAGCUAGGCCAGCACCUGCAGCGGGGCGGUGUGAGGCGGGGGAUGGCCGGCCAGGCGCAACCGGCGCAGGCGCUGUCGGUAGCAGCAGGGGCCGAGGCCGCCCGGGUGGCUGCAGCAGGUAUGGUACGGUGCCGGCCGCCCACCCGCGAUGGCGGCAACAAAGCCGGGCGUCCGCUGUGGAAGUCGUCCCCACCGUCACCAAUGGAACCGCUGAUAGAUUUGCCCAUGUCCCCAGACGCCAUGUCCAUGCCCCUGCCUCUGUGGGCGGUGGCGGAUCCUGUGGUAGCAGCGGCGGCGGCGGCGGCGGCUGGGGGGUCGCAACACGGUUUGCCCAUCGUAACAUUGCCGCCGAGCAGCUCAGAGCCGACACGGCGGCGGAGCCUCGAGUCGGCGUUUCCGUCUCUGUCUGCCAGCCGCAGAUCGACGGGCUCCUCCAGCACCGAGGAGGGAAGCUCGUCCGGGCGUGAUGAUGGUCGUGCGAUGGUGGCGACGCCGCCGCCGCCGCCGCUAGUGGUUUCCAUACCGGGCACCCCUGAAGCCGAGAACCUGCUGGAGCGCGGGUCCCCGUGGCCACCACUGCCUGCGGGACGGCGGGGCCGCCGACCGCCGCCGCUGCAACCGCGGUCAUCACAGCCGCUGGUUACCAGUCUUAGCACCAGCCCUGAGGGCCCUAUUCGCGCCACUCCGACCCAUUCACUGCGGUCGCUACUGUCCAGUUCAGUCGAGUCCAUUCGCGUACCACCGGGCGGCACGAUAGCCAUGAGCCCCUCACUUGCCGCGGGGGGAUACCCGCAGGCUAGGGGUGGAGGCCUCGGUGUCGAUAUCGGUAUUGGCAUGGGCCGGGGUAGCCGCUUUAUCGGCCCUGGAUACGGUGACGCCUUUCCGGAUGAUGCGAGCUAUAGCAGUGGUGGUGGUGACGAUGGUCACGGCGGUAGUAGCGGCAAGGCAGCCGGUGGAUUUGGGAUUGGGGACGGCUUGGGCAGAGUCCAGGAGAUGAGGAGCGCGACGGCGCAGGCUGAGCAAGGUAGCUGGGCAGCAGGCCGCGAGACAGGAGGAGUGGGAAAACCGGUUCCCAGCAGCGUCGGCGGGAACCCUGGAGCAGGCGGCACCACCGAGAGCAGCACGGACAGCAGCUCGAUGCGAUCCUCUGCUACGGCUCUUUCCUCCGACAUGGCAUCCCAUGGCUACGGCGGCGCCGGCGGCCCCGCCGGCGCCGGCAACGUGGAUGAUGUUGAAGAGUUCAGCUGGACUUUUGAUCGCGGUAGCGAUGAUGGCGCGGAUGAUGCCACUGGGGAGCGUGUCCCUCGCCCUGGACCGCAUGCAGCCGGAAAGGGUGCAGGCUGUAGCCUGAAGACGAUGCUUCCCAAAAAUCGAGCAGCAGCAGCGCUGCAAGGCCGCCGGGGACCGGCAGGUCCCGCCGAGGAGGAGCAAUUCGCAGGCGGCGACACCCGCAGACUCAUCCUGCAGCAGGGCAGACAUCAGCGCCGCCGCGGCCGCCAGCAGCACCCCUUCCCUGCACUUCUGCAAGGCAUGGACCUGUCCCCCGGCUGCGAUGCUGGUGGUGGUGGUGGUGGUGGUGGUGGUGGUGGUGGUGGUGGUGGUGGUGGUGGUGCUUACCUGACAGCAGGUGGAGCCCGUCAGCGCGGUGGUGCACGGCCGUCACCAGAGCUGGCGGCGGCAGCCUUGCUGUCCGGCAUUCGCCGGUGGCCGUACAGGCUGUACAUCAGCAUGGAGCUGGUGAGGGGCCCUACGCUGACGUUGUGGCUGCAGCAGCGCGCGGAGAGGCUCCUGCGCAGCAGUAGUGGCCGUGAGGGCACAAGGCCACCUGAGCACCCUCCGGAACCCGCUGCUUCGGAGCGCAGCAUCUUCUACCAGAUUGUGACGGGUUUGUCGUACGUGCACGCCGCCGGCAUCAUCCAUCGGGACUUGAAGCCCGCCAACAUCUUCCUGGUGCCUUUUGAAAUGCCGCCGGAAGACCAUGCGAGCUCUGCAGGCGGGGGCGGUUCCGGAGCCGCCUACUCCCUAGGGGCUGCGGUGCCCAUCGCGGGAUGGGUCCCUACUGCCGCUGCAGCGGGCCGUGGGCCUCCGUUAGGAGCUGAGCCAGCCGAGCGCUACCUGGUGAAGAUUGGGGACUUCGGUCUCGCGGUGGAGCACGAGGAGUCUCCGGAGCCCUCCGGCAUCCACAGCUCGGCAGCGACCCCAUCAGCCGCCGCCGCCACUUCCUCAUCGCCAUCUACGUCGUCUCUGAAUGGACCGCCCGGCUCCGCAGCAGCUACAGCCGCCACCGCCGGGCGCCAGAAACCCUCGCGCCGCCAGUCGUCGAUCCCGCUGCUGUAUGACGCUGCAGCCGCGGCGGAGAGCUGCCCGGACGCGCCAGGCUCGGUGUCAAGAAGCGACGGCGAGCCCGUCGUGUUGUCAACGAUGCCGGCUCUGCCACGAGGGGUGUCGCGCACUGCUGCUGGUAGUGCUGCUGCUGCUGCUGCUGCAUCUGGCGCCGGCGGACAGGGGCUGGAGGCCGCAGCUGCCGGCACAGUCCUACCACGUUGGAACAGUUGCACGUCGUCCGCCCAUACGUCCGGCGUUGGUACGGCAUCGUACAGCGCUCCGGAGCAGCUCCAAGACCAGUCCGGCGGCGUGUCGUGCUAUGGACCCGAGGUGGACAUCUACCCGCUGGGCCUUAUCCUGCUGGAGCUGUUCUGCGUUCACGGAACUGCCAUGGAGCGAGCCAACGCCAUGCGCGAGGCUCGGCAGGGCCGCCUGCCCACCUCCUUCAUGCGCACCUACCCUGGGGAAGCCAAGCUGGCGGAGGCGUGUCUGCGAGCCCGCGCGGAGCAACGGCCCAGCGCGUCUCAAAUCCUGAAGCUGCUGGAUGUCAUGUGGGGCUUAUCACGGACAGAUUCGGGGGCACCCCGAGGUCGUCCGGAGGGGCCAGGCAGCGGCGGCGGCGGCGGCGGCGCCGUCACCGCCGCUCCGCCUGGUGCCGCCGAUGGCGACAGUGAUCGCUACGGCGGCGGCGGCAGCGGCGGCGGUUGUUGGAAUGGCUUACCUAGCGGCAUGCAGACUGCGCUGGCUGGCGACAGUUGCGUUGUGGGUGACGCCUCCGACGCGGAUGUGGUGCAGGGCCAAGGUGGAGGCCGGGGUGGAAAGGGACUCAUGGGUACGACGAGUAGGCCCGCUGCUGCACGCUUGCGGGCUGUCGGCCAAGGGGCAGCGGCGGCGGCUGAGAUAGCGACCACGACCACGGCCGCUGUCUCCACCGUAAUGAAGCGUGUUGCGUCGGGCCCGCCACUACGGUACUGCCGUCAGCUGCCACGUUUGCCAGCUCCCCCGGGCCCUUCCGCGUCGGCAUUUCGCAACUCCAGAGCGGUUGGGGCGCCUGCUGCUUUCAGCCCUUCAACCUUCGACCGGGUUUGCCCCUCGGUGGGGGACAUCGGUAACAUCCGCAUGGCUCUGGCGGCGGAGCUGGAGGACGUCGGCACCCAGACGGACCUGACCUGGGUGUCCGAGGAGCAGGCGCAGCCACAGCUGCUGGAUGCCGCUGGGAAGCUAGCGCUCGGUGGCCCCGCCGCUGCCGGUGCCGCGUUGCCACGGAUGCAGCAAGUCCCAUUACACGGAGUUUUGUCCGAGGGUGGUGCAGAGCCCGCCGCCGUGGCUGCCAUCACCACGUCCGCAACAGGUCCUGCCGCGGCGGUACUACUACCGGCGUGUGCGGGAGGUGGUGGACCGGCUGCUGGGGCGGGCGGGAUGGAGAGGGCGGAGUUAAUGGUGAGGUUGCGGUCGCUCGAGGCUGAGGUACAGCGGCUGCGAGAGCACCUAGAAGCGGGAGAAGUGGCAAACCGCGGCCUUUCGUUAGGUGACUGA